Molecule: messenger RNA, 2160 nt
Organism: Lytechinus variegatus (green sea urchin)
Lineage: Eukaryota; Metazoa; Echinodermata; Echinoidea; Temnopleuroida; Toxopneustidae
Product: autocrine proliferation repressor protein A-like
Exons: 15
Coding region: 425-1897 (490 amino acids)
Source: RefSeq, a predicted model, not a curated record
UAGAAAUGGUAUCGAAAAGUUUACGUCAUUCGCUUCUAGGCUAAACGAUCUUUAGAUCGCGUGCGAUCUUAAUGCACUUCAAUAUCUACAAUAUUUGUUAUAAUAGCUUAUCAUAUCUUAAUUAUUCUCUUCGUGGCCAAAUCGAGAGACGCACAAGAUUCAAGGGUGAAGUGGCUAUGUUGGACUGUUUUUACGGUCACCCACGAUCGUAUGAUCUCCAUAAGAGUUCAGAAUUAUCUGGUCUUGUAUUUAAUCAUCCACAGAUUUGUGGAUCAAUGUACAAUUUAAACCCUAGAUUAGCAGUACCUAGAUAUGGGAAAUAACUUCAUCCAGCCAUUCUGAGACCAACUUCAAACAGCUAGCCUGGGAAAGUUUUCCAUCACAAAUCAAGAAAAGUCGCAUACCAAGGACGAGGAUAGCAACCAUGGUCGAUACGAAGUUGUUUGUGGUGGUGCUUUGUUGCUGUGCUGCAGCCACAGUGGUGGCAACACCGCUGGACGACUAUGUCAACAUGGCGGACCCUCAUUACAAGUAUGAAGUCCUGAGCGAGCAUAAGGUGCAUGGGGAAUACAUCGCUUAUGUUCUCAACAUGACCUCACAGAAAUGGCUCACAUAUAAUGAUUCUGAUUCAGCUAUAUGGUGGCAUUACUUGACAAUCACGAUACCAGACGAGCUAACCCAUCCUGAAUAUGCUGCUAUCUAUGUGACUGGAGGAUCUAACCAUGAUGGUCCCCCAGAUCCACUCAAGGAUGCAGAGACUUUAUUUACCUCCCUGAUGGCGGUUGGUUCCGGAUGUGUGAGUGCUAUUCUUCGGCAGAUUCCAAAUCAACCCAUUGUCUUUAAGACGGAUCCACUGCAGAAAAGGCGAUCUGAAGACGCCAUCAUUGCCUUUACGUGGCGCCAUUUCAUAGAGAAUGGGACAGAUGAGCCUUAUUGGCUUCUGAGAAUGCCAAUGACAAAGGCAGUUGUUCGUGCAAUGGAUACUAUUACCGAUCAUGUACUAAAGGUACGCGGGGAAAAAGUGUCCAAAUUCGUCAUCGCAGGAGCAUCUAAGAGAGGCUGGACCACGUGGACUACUGGUGCAGUUGAUAAACGUGUUGUUGGAAUAGCACCAAUGGUUCUAGACCUUCUCAACAUGGUAAAGAAUCUACAUCAUAUGUAUCGAUCCUUAGGAGGUUGGACCUUUGCCUUUGAGGAUUACUACACUGAGAAUGUCACCCUUUAUCUCGAUGACCCCAAUACACAAAAGAUGGCUGACAUCGUUGAUCCACUUGCCUAUAAAGAUCGAUUAACAAUGCCGAAGCUUAUCAUUACUGCUGGGUCAGACGAGUUCUUUCUACCAGAUGAUUCUUACUACUAUUUCGACCUGAUUCCAGAACCAAAGUUUCUCAGAAUAACCCCUAAUGGUGAGCACUCUCUUACUCUUCAUCAUGUUGAACUGGUGACUGUAAUGACAGCAUUCAUGAGAACAAUCACUGAGCCCACUGACUGGACUCAACCUAAAAUGACAUGGAAAAGAUAUGAGAACAGCACACAUGGCAUCAUUGAACUGAUCUCUGACCCUCCACCAUUCAGGAUUGAAGUCUGGCGUACUCUGACUAACAGAGGAAAAAGACGAGAUUUCCGUCUGGCCGUUGCUAAAACCGAGGGAUCAUCCGAAAUCUAUCCUCAUCUUAUCAUCUAUAAGAACUUUCCUGCGAGAAACCCGUCCCGAGGGAAAUACAUCGCUGAGUUCCUAACUCCUGAAACUGGAUGGCAGUGUUUCUUCAUUAAGGCCUUCUACUAUGCACCAGGAGGAGCCAUCAUAAGUUUUACUACGGAAGCCAACAUCACUCCAUCACAGAAGUUCGCCGUUCCUGAUUGUCAUGGAACAGAGUGUAGAGGGACUCUCGUCUGAUGGGUGUUCCUAAACCCCCUCCCUUCUUCUCUUUUUUUUACCAUGUUACGUAUUUCCGAUACCUUUAGUUCUUCCCUCAUUUUUUUUUUCUUUUGAUUUGCUAUAAAUGACAGUAUCACAAGCUAAUAAAACUGAAAUAUUAGAUUGAAGUGCAAAACCUCUUACUCUCAUUUUUAAUUCCCCUCCUCCCCUGCGUUUUCUCUCUCUCUCUCUCGCCCAUGGUCGAAUACCCCUCUCUCCCCCGUCUCUCCCUCCCCUCUCUC